Telopea speciosissima is the source of this 1600-nucleotide messenger RNA. Its product is annotated as guanosine nucleotide diphosphate dissociation inhibitor 2-like. Bases 62 to 1396 code for a protein of 444 amino acids. Gene Ontology annotation, molecular function: Rab GDP-dissociation inhibitor activity. The record is from RefSeq and is a predicted model, not a curated record. NCBI's taxonomy places the organism in Eukaryota, Viridiplantae, Streptophyta, Magnoliopsida, Proteales, Proteaceae. Gene Ontology annotation, biological process: vesicle-mediated transport; small GTPase-mediated signal transduction; protein transport. Gene Ontology annotation, cellular component: cytoplasm. The transcript is spliced from 13 exons.
ACUCAGCCACUCUCGAAUCUCGAUCUCUCUUCCUCUACUGAUUUGAAUCUCACUGUUCGCCAUGGAUGAAGAAUACGAUGUUAUAGUGCUCGGAACUGGGCUCAAAGAAUGCAUCCUCAGUGGUCUUCUCUCUGUUGGUGGCCUCAAGGUCCUGCACAUGGAUAGGAAUGACUAUUAUGGAGGGGAGUCUACUUCACUCAACCUCAUUCAGCUCUGGAAAAGGUUUAGAGGAAAUGAUAAGCCUCCUGCACAUUUGGGCUCUAGCAGGGAUUACAAUGUGGACAUGAUCCCAAAGUUCAUGAUGGCAAAUGGUAGUCUGGUUCGCGUCCUUAUUCACACUGACGUUACAAAAUAUCUGUACUUUAAGGCUGUAGAUGGUAGCUAUGUCUUCAAUAAAGGGAAGAUUCACAAGGUUCCUGCAACUGACGUGGAGGCCCUUAAGUCUCCUCUGAUGGGUAUACUUGAAAAGCGCCGUGCUCGCAAAUUCAUCAUUUAUGUUCAAGACUAUGAAGAAAAUGACCCCAAAACACACAAGGGAAUGGACCUUACGAGAGUGACAGCAAGAGAACUUAUUGCCAAAUAUGGUCUUGAUGACAACACCGUGGACUUCAUUGGUCAUGCAUUGGCACUUCACACAGAUGAUCACUACCUGGACCUACCUGCACUGGAGACGGUAAAGAGAAUGAAGCUCUAUGCGGAGUCAUUUGCACGUUUUCAAGGAGGAUCACCGUACAUUUAUCCCUUGUAUGGCUUAGGGGAGCUUCCACAGGCAUUUGCAAGACUUAGUGCUGUAUAUGGUGGAACUUACAUGCUGAACAAGCCUGAGUGCAAGGUGGAGUUCAAUGAGGAAGGAAAAGUUUUUGGUGUUACGUCAGAGGGGGAAACUGCAAGGUGCAAGAAAGUUGUUUGUGAUCCUUCCUACUUGCCCAACAAGGUUAGGAAGGUUGGAAGAGUUGCUAGGGCUAUUUGUGUUAUGAGCCACCCCAUCCCAAACACAAAUGAUUCUACUUCAGUGCAGGUCAUCCUGCCACAAAAGCAACUAGGCCGCAAAUCAGAUAUGUACCUUUUCUGUUGUUCUUAUUCACACAAUGUUGCUCCUAAGGGUAAAUUCAUUGCAUUUGUUUCUACGGAGGCAGAGACCAACAAUCCGGAGACUGAACUAAAGGCAGGAGUUGACCUUCUAGGGCCUAUUGAUGAGAUAUUCUAUGACGUUUAUGACAGAUACGAACCUGUCAAUGAACCAUCUCUGGACAAUUGUUUUAUAUCAACAAGUUAUGAUGCCACAACACACUUCGAGUCUACUGUUAUGAAUGUACUCAACAUGUAUACCAUGAUCACUGGGAAGGUUCUGGACCUCGGUGUGGAUUUAAGUGCUGCAAGUGCCGCUGAAGAAUGAGAAAAUCGUCAUUCAGCAGAAUGUUUGGUAUCUUCAGUUGGCUUUUGUGAUGUUUUACAAGGUCAUGCUGUUGGUGAAAAUGAACAAGACUGAAGUGGGUUAAAUCUACUGUUAAGUUGAUUUUUCGAGCACCGAUAAUAUCAGACUUGAUCAUAUGGCUUUAUGCAUGUAAUGGUGAUGUGUAUAUCAUGAGCAUUUGUCAUG